This is a messenger RNA of Thamnophis sirtalis, 1417 nucleotides long. The record is from RefSeq and is a predicted model, not a curated record. Lineage: Eukaryota; Metazoa; Chordata; Lepidosauria; Squamata; Natricidae.
UAUAAUUUAUUAUCAUUAUCCUUUCUUUAUUUAAUUAUAUCCUAUAUCAUAGCAUUUUCCCCCAUUAGUUAAAAUUUAACUGUAUAUAGUUUUGUUUUUAUGAUAAUUGUUAUUGUUAUUAAUAAUCUUUAUAUAUAGUCCUAUAUAUAGUUGUUGUUGUUGUUGUUGUUGUUUUGAUGCCCGUCUGUGGCAUCUGUGAAUGAUUCUGGUCUUUUGCUCAAGAUGGCCUCCUCUUUCUUUCCAGAUCAAACAGCUGACCCGGGAUUGGAGAACCACGGCUUACGCUCUGAAAUAUUCCGACGUUCUGGAAAUGAAUGAAGAUGGCCGGAAAGUCCGCCGAAGCACGCCGGUCCCCGUCUUCCCGAGCGAAAACCUCCCCAGUCGAAUGCUUCUGGUCUACGACAUCUCCCCAGCUCAAGACCGGCGCCCUCCAGAUGACGGACAGGAGAACGGAGAAGUCCGGGAGAAGGUCAUGGAGCAUCUCCUCAAGGCCUUCGUCCAGUUCGGGGCCAUCUUGUCCGUCCGGAUUCUCAAACCCGGGAGGGACCUUCCGGCGGACGUCAAGAAGUUCAGCGGCCGCUACAGCCCGGUGGGGACCCAAGAAUGCGCCAUCGUCGAGUUCGAAGAGGUCGACGACGCCGUCAAAGCCCACGAGUCGUUCUGCGUCGCGGAGAAAGCCGCCAUGAAGGUCAUCCUCAUCGGGACGAAGCCUCCAAAGAAGAAAGUCGCCAAGGAGAAGAACGCGGAGAAAAACUCCGCCAAGGAUCCGGGCAAGAGCCGUUCGAUGAACAGGAGAGUGGAGGAGCUUCAAGACGUGGGCGAAGACUUGUCGGCCAACAGCUCCUCGGAUCCAGACAGCGACCCGGCCUCUCCCCGGCCGAGGAGAAGCAGCUCCUCCAACAGGCUGAGCCCUUCGGCCUACCCCAACCACCACCUGAGCCCCAACGUCUCCCCGAGGUCAAGUCCCUGGAACAGCCCUUCCUCCCUGCGCAAAACCUCCCGGAUGUCCCCGCUGGCGGAGCACGCCAGAGCCCUUCUCGGCACCAGCCCCGAGGCGUCCAAAUGGCCGGCUGAUUACUCUUCGGACAGCAGCAUCACUCCUUCCAGCAGCCCCUGGGUCCAACGCCGGCGGCAAGCUCGGACUCUGGCCCAGGAGAAGGCCCCCGCGGGCAGACCAGAGCCCAGCGUCAAAAUAGCCGCCCCUGCUGGACUGCCCGUCGGGGUCCUGCGUUUGCCCAGGGGCCCGGAUGGAACGAAGGGCUUCCAUAACAGCCACGAAAGGAGCAACGUGGCCAAGAAUGUAUAAACUCUUGUUUUGGAGUGGGGUUUGCAGGUGCUCUCCGAAGUUUGGUUGCUGGGGGUAGCCCUGGUGGUGUUACCUAGUUGGGUUAUGAGAUGUCUGCAAGAAAACCACCAU